CAUGAUAUCAUGACAACGAAAUUGUGUAAUGAGAAACAAAAGUCAUCCAACCUUGAAUAUAACAGACAUACUUGGAAAACUAUGAAGGACUAUGGCAGGCAGUCUCGCAUUAUAAUUUGCCAGUAAAUCAGCAUGCACCAAGAGCAGCGACCAGCAUGUGGCGCCAUAACAGAAAAACUACGAGUCCCAUAACCCUCAGACAUUUAUAAAAGUGAAUCUCUUAGAAACGCGCUCGUGUUGCACACAGUGUAAUUUGACAUUUUGUGGUGUUAAACUUCAACUCCCUUAAUUGAUAAAAGGAAAUAAAAGAAGAAACCAUCAUUACAAGUAUUCAACAUGCCAGCCAUUGUUAUGAUCAGUUAUACAGUUGUGACUGGUUAACACUUGUACACUGUAAAAGAAACUCAGAAAAUAAAAACGAGAGAGAAAAAAAAAAAAACAUAUCUGAAGUGAGAACUUGUAAUAACAGUUAGAAAAUAACUUGGUUUCAGUACUGUCAAUUAGCUUAUCUUAGCUCUGUAAUGCUUCCCAAAACCAGUCCUCUGGGAUUAAGAGCCACUACUCAACCUUAAUUGAAAGCCAAGAAACUAAAUAAGGCCAUGUCAGAUGCCACCUGGGCAGCUGGUGGCGAGUACAUACCGGCAGUGAGCAUUAGGCAUGGAAGAAGAAGAGCACUGCAGUAGUUUGUAGCACUGAGAUAAAUGCUGCACGUGGCUCGUCUAGGGAGGAGUACCUGAAAAACUGUGGGACGUUCGCAGGGAAAACAGGCGAAUCACCUGACAGUCACGAACACCAACGCGAACCAAGCGAGCAACAAGAACAUGAGGAACGAAAAAAACUCCCCGAACGGAGAGCCUAACGCGUUCGGGAGUUUGCAACAAAACGACACGAGGAAACGAAAACACAAGAAAAGGGAGAAUAAACCCAGACCGUUACGACGCCGUGGGACUGCGACCGUGGCACAAAGGUAGGAUAAGUAACUCACGACAUCAGAAGAGUUAUCUGGUCAACGGCCAACCGGAACAGACCCCAGAAAGGACCGUGGACGUAUGAAAACAGCGGGGGAACGGUAGGCCAGGUAAGGAGAAGCACGAGGAACCUGGCAAGGAAAAGAAGCGACCGGGAAUAGCGACAUGUGAAUCGCUAAAAC
Pelobates cultripes (western spadefoot toad) is the source of this 1150-nucleotide messenger RNA. The record is from the annotation of a GenBank genome assembly. NCBI's taxonomy places the organism in Eukaryota, Metazoa, Chordata, Amphibia, Anura, Pelobatidae.